Messenger RNA from Caenorhabditis angaria, 3107 nucleotides. The record is from the annotation of a GenBank genome assembly. Lineage: Eukaryota; Metazoa; Nematoda; Chromadorea; Rhabditida; Rhabditidae.
AUGUGGAAAUUUUCAACGAAUAAUGAAUUUUCAAUGUGAGUUCAAUAAACAAAUUUUUAAAUAAAAUUUCAAAAUGUUUUUAGAUCAUUUAUAGAACAUCAAAUGCCUUUGGAUCAAAUAUCACAAAGAUAUUCUGAUUCAAAUAUUAAUUUUUAUGAUGUUAGUAAGAGUAAAGGACUAUCGGAUGAUUUAGCAGAACAAAAAACAAAGGUGAGGGAAACCAUAAUAAAAACAUAAAUUCAAAAUAAAAUCAAUAAAUUAUUGAAGACCAGUGGCCGUAAUGAACUGUCUCCACCAAAAAUAAUUUCAAAUUGGCAAUUAUUUUUGCGCCAAUUCCAAAAUCUUCUAUGGCUUUUGAUGUUUGGUGCAGCUGCUCUUUGUUUUCUUACCUACGCUUAUGAUCCAACUGAUAUGCUCAAUUUAUAUGUUGGAAUAUUUAUUGUUGCAAUCGUAUUUUUAAUGUGUUUGCUAUCAUAUUUUCAAGAGAAGAAAGGAAUUGAAGUGGUUCAAGCUUUUCAAAAUUUAAUUCCAAAGAAAUGUAAUGUAAUUCGAAAUGGAAUUGAAGUUGUAAGAAAUUCGAAAGAAUUAGUAGUUGGAGAUAUUGUGAUUGUUCGAAGUGGAAAUCGAGUGCCUGCUGAUAUUCGUAUUCUUUCUUGUAAUGAUUUUUUUGUUGAAUCGAGUUCUGUGACGGGGGAAGCUGAACCAUUGGAGCAUAAUUCAGAAACGGCUGAUGUAAAUAAUAAAUUCAUUGUGUUUUUUAAUCGAACCAUAUUUUUCCAGCCAGGAAUCACAAUAUUCGAAUCCUACAAUAUUGCAUUCAAUGGUUCAUUUUGUGUUGAUGGAGAAGGAUAUGGAUUAGUUAUUCGAAUUGGAGAACAAACUGUUAUUGGACAAAUUGCUUCACUUACAACAAAUCAAAUUGAAACCAAAAAUAGAUUUCGAAUUGAAAUUGAAAGAUUCGUGAAAUUUAUUUCGUUAAUGGCAUUGACUAUGAGCACAAUUAUUUUUGGAGUUGGCCUCAUUGUUUCUGGAGGUAUCCACUUAUUUCAAAUGUCUUAUUAUUUUUUUUAUAAUUUUCAGGAACAAAUGUUGUGAGAUUAUUUGUAACUGGAUUUCUGAUUGUUAUUAUUGCAAAUGUUCCGCAAGGAUUGCCAACAACAAUUUCAACUCAAUUAACAAUUAUUGCACGAAGACUAGCAAACAAAAAUAUUUAUUUGAAAAAGUUGGAAAAAAUUGAUAGCCUUGGGGCAACUACAGUAAUUUGUACUGAUAAAACAGGAACAUUGACAGAAAAUCGAUUGACUGUUACUGAUUUAUGGAUAAAAGAUGGGAAUAUUUAUAAAAAUACACUUCGACAAACAUGUGUGAAGAAAAAUCAAAGAUUUAUCGAGGAUGAUAUACUUGAUACAAUAUUUGUCUGUAAUAAAAGUCAAAAUGGAAUCGGAAAUCCAUUGGAUGUUGCAUUGAUAAAAUAUGCGAAUCAAAUGGCAAUUAAUUCAAAAGAUAUUUAUAACAAGAUUAUCGAAAUUCCUUUCAAUCCAGUUCGAAAAUAUCAAGCUGUUUUAGUCACAAAAUGCAAAGAUCUCAAUGAUAAAAUUGAUGUGGAAUUCAUUUUGAUGAUAAAAGGAGCACCAGAAAUAUUACUGAAAAAUUGUUCGGAAGAUAUUUCAAUGUAUUCUGAAUAUCAAAGCGCAUAUGAUACAUUUGGAGAAGAAGGAAAACGUGUUAUUGGAUUUGCGAUUAAAAAGUUUAGAGCAAAAGCUUCAACUCAGUUUCGAAAAAAUGAUGACAUUUUUCUUGGUGGAUGGGAUUUCUCUGGAUUAUUAGCUGUGUGUGAUCCAUUGAGAGAAGAUGCAAUUAAUUCGAUUCAAAAAUGUAGUCAAGCUGGAAUUAAAGUUUUUAUGACAACAGGAGAUCAUGCAAUAACUGCGACAGCAAUUGCUAUACAACUUGGAAUGAAUUCUAAUAAUACUGAAUUGAAAGUCAUAACAGGCCCAGAAUUGGCUGGAUUACAAUCAAACGAAUGGGAUGCAUUAUUGGAACAUCGAUAUAUUGUAUUUGCAAGAACAACACCAGAUCAUAAAUUAUUAAUUGUAACAGAAUGUCAAAAAAGAGGAGAAUGUGUUACUGUAACUGGAGAUGGAGUAAAUGAUGCACCGGCUUUGAAAAAAGCAGAUGUUGGUGUUGCAAUGGGAAUUGCUGGAAGUGAUGUUGCAAAACAAGCUGCUGAUAUUAUUUUACUCGAUGAUAAUUUUUCAUCAAUUGUUGCUGGAAUUGAAGAAGGUCGACUUCUUUUUGAUAAUCUUCGAAAAACAAUUGCAUAUACAAUGACUCAUAUGUGGCCUGAACUUGUUCCAGUUAUGCUUAAUUUCUUCUUUGGUUUCCCAUUAGGAUUAACACCAGUUCAAAUUUUAUCAAUUGAUCUUAUAACUGAUGUUCCUCCAGCAAUAUCUUUGGCAUACGAAGGACCAGAAGAUGGAAUAAUGCAAAGAUCACCAAGAAAAUCACAUUUGUUUACAAGAGGGCUUUUCAAUUAUACCUAUUUAAGUAUAUCAUUAUUUAUUUCAAUCGGAGGAAUAAUUUCAUAUCUUCUAACAUAUUGGCUGAAUGGAAUCGAACCAUCAGAAUUAUUCGGAAGUUCACAUAAAUAUUUCAAACAAGGUUCACAUAAUAUGAAUCUAACAAGUGGAAUAAUAUUAACCGAUGAUGAACAGAUAAAUAUUGCCGCACAAGCAGCGGCUUCUUUUCAUAUUUGUGUUGUUAUUUCUCAAGCUUUUCAUAUUUGGAUGUGUCUUACGAGAAGAACAUCAAUCUUUACACAUGGAAUAGGAAAUAUUGUGAGUGUUUUAAUUCAACUUUUCGUGUCUCAAAUGAAUAUAAUUUCAUUACAGGUUACGAUAUUCGCUGUAAUCAUCGAUCUUCUCUUAAUUUGUUUGUUCACUUUUGUACCUGGUGUCAAUACAAUAUUUGGUUCUCAACCUCCACCAUGGCAAACGUGGCUUGUUCCAAUUGUAGUUGGAAUUUGGAUAUGGAAAUUCAAUGAAGCGAGAAAGUAUAAAAUAAGAAAAAACCCAUCCGGAAAAUUUGCAAAAAUGUUAGGUUAUUGA